AUGAGGGAAGAGGAGGAGUCGGAUUUCUUGGACUGGUUUGACAGGUUCUCGUACUACUACAAGGUCUGGAGUGUAUCUGCGAAACAAACACAAUAUAAGUUAGUUUUGUUGCAACUCGUAACUCCUGGAAUGCGAUCCAGGGAAAUAUGUCGCGAAAAGUCUAUUUGGUACCUUGAAACUUCAGGAACGUCUGUUCAAGUUCCAGAUUUCGAUUCCCUCAGCGAUCUGUUGAAUGCGGACCGCUCAGCUCUUGCCGAAUUUGUAGCGAACCUGAGGGAUACUCUGUCCUUCACUAAUUUUCCAUUAUAUGGCCAGCCAGCAGUUAACUGGUUAGGCCCCGGGUCUCAAUCAUCUCUUCUUGACAACGAGAUCAGCCCAUCCUCGAGGGAGCAGUCGAAGUAUGCAUGGCUAAAAUUCAUGCUCGAGGCUCGAGAUUAUGAACUAGAAUUCGGAUGA
Messenger RNA from Marasmius oreades (fairy-ring Marasmius), 456 nucleotides. RefSeq lists its product as uncharacterized. NCBI's taxonomy places the organism in Eukaryota, Fungi, Basidiomycota, Agaricomycetes, Agaricales, Marasmiaceae. The record is from RefSeq and is a predicted model, not a curated record. Bases 1 to 456 code for a protein of 151 amino acids. The transcript has a single exon.